AUGUGGAUAGCUGAUUUAGAUACAACUACCACGCUUCCCACAGGGAAGACAUCUUUGGCACAUCAAUUUGUGGAGGGCGAGUUCUUGGAAGGCUAUGAUCCUACAGUGGAGAAUACUUACAGCAAGAUAGUGACUCUUGGAAAAGAUGAAUUUCACCUACACCUGGUGGACACAGCAGGGCAGGAUGAGUACAGCAUUCUUCCCUAUUCAUUCAUCAUUGGGGUCCAUGGUUAUGUGCUUGUUUAUUCUGUCACCUCUCUGCAUAGCUUCCAAGUCAUUGAGAGUCUGUACCAAAAACUACAUGAAGGCCAUGGGAAAACCCGGCUGCCGGUGGUGCUAGUGGGAAACAAGGCAGAUCUCUCUCCAGAGAGGGAGGUCCAGGCAAUUGAAGGGAAGAAGCUGGCAGAAUCCUGGGGUGCGACAUUUAUGGAGUCAUCUGCUCGAGAAAGUCAGUUGACUCAAGGCAUCUUCACCAAAGUCAUCCAGGAGAUUGCCCGUGUGGAGAAUUCCUAUGGGCAAGAGCGCCGCUGCAGUCUCAUGUGAGCCCUCAGGCAUGGGGUAGC
Molecule: messenger RNA, 563 nt
Organism: Pteronotus mesoamericanus
Lineage: Eukaryota; Metazoa; Chordata; Mammalia; Chiroptera; Mormoopidae
Gene: RHEBL1
Product: RHEB like 1
Biological process (GO): small GTPase-mediated signal transduction
Cellular component (GO): plasma membrane
Molecular function (GO): GDP binding; GTP binding; GTPase activity
Source: RefSeq, a predicted model, not a curated record